Molecule: messenger RNA, 880 nt
Organism: Eucalyptus grandis
Lineage: Eukaryota; Viridiplantae; Streptophyta; Magnoliopsida; Myrtales; Myrtaceae
Product: serine/arginine-rich SC35-like splicing factor SCL33
Biological process (GO): mRNA splicing, via spliceosome
Cellular component (GO): cytoplasm; nuclear speck
Molecular function (GO): RNA binding
Source: RefSeq, a predicted model, not a curated record
GGUUCAUCAAUCUUUCUAAUGAGGGGAAGGAGCUACACCCCAUCUCCCCCGAGGGGGUAUGGCAGGAGAGGACGGAGCCCUAGUCCAAGGGGUCGUUAUGUUGGUCGCAGCAGAGAUGUGCCUGCUAGCCUCCUUGUUCGCAAUCUUCGUCAUGACUGCAGGCCAGAAGAUCUUCGAAGGCCAAUUGGGCAAUUUGGUGCUCUUAAGGACAUUUAUUUGCCCAGGGACUACUACACUGGAGAGCCACGUGGUUUUGGUUUCGUCCAAUAUGUAGAUCCUACUGAUGCUAUGGAGGCUAAGUACCAUAUGGAUGGAUAUGUGCUUCUUGGUUGGUAGUUGAUUGUUGUAUUUGCAGAGGAGAAUAGAAAGAAACCUACUGAAAGGAGGGUGAGGGAGCGCGUAAGCAGAGGCAGAAGUGAUCGAAGACGGUCUCCGGUGGGAUAUUCCUAGUCUCCACCUCCUAGCCAUGCAAGAUCUUGGUCCCGUAGUCGUGAUUAUUACUCCCCUGCGAAAUGAAGGUACUCAAGAUCUGCUUCGCCUCAAGAGAAAAGGCACGGCCGAGAGAAGUCAUACUCCCCACGUCCCAGUCGGGAGAGGUCAUACUUACGAUCCCCGCCUAUCAAUGGUUCCCGAAGCCACAGUGAAAGUCCGGCCCAAGGCAAAAGCAGGAGCCGAAGCCGAAGCCCUCCUCUUGAAGACUAUGCCAGGGAGCCAAAUGGAGAUGGGACUCCUAGUCAGUAACCAGCCGAUAGGAUUCCAGACUUUCUUUCAUAUUUUGUCCCUGAGUUUGAUAAUCUCUCUGUUGCACCUUUGUGGUUUGUUGUCAUUAUGUAUGUAGACUCCUCUGCUGUUGGUGUUAAAUAUUGUAAGACGUCUUUUU